This is a messenger RNA of Thamnophis elegans (Western terrestrial garter snake), 999 nucleotides long. RefSeq names its product coiled-coil domain containing 68 (gene CCDC68). Bases 1 to 999 code for a protein of 332 amino acids. Gene Ontology annotation, cellular component: intracellular anatomical structure. The record is from RefSeq and is a predicted model, not a curated record. Gene Ontology annotation, biological process: intracellular signal transduction. The transcript has 10 exons. NCBI's taxonomy places the organism in Eukaryota, Metazoa, Chordata, Lepidosauria, Squamata, Natricidae.
AUGUCUACCACCUUAGUGGUGACACAUCAUCUGAGAAAAAAUACAGAGACAGCAGAACGUUUCCUCUUUUGUGGAUCUAACUUGUCUGAGAUUAUUGAAGAAACAGAAUAUAUUAAAAAGAUCCGUUCCACACUAGCAAAAUUUCAGCCUCUGUUGUAUAAAAAGGAACUCAACCAUAGAAUUGCAAAUGGCAUCCUGGAUUCAAAGCUACAUGUUACAGAAUCUGGAUUGGUCCCUGAUGAAGAGAUGCUGUCUUCCAGCAACGAGGAGACCUUAAAAAGGAUAGAAGCAGUAGAAGAAGAAUUAGUAUGCGUGAACAAAGAAAACAAAAGGCUAAAGAUGAAGCUUGAAGCUAUAAGGACAGUCGGUGCUGAGUGUUUGAUGCAUAGUUCCCAAAAGCUCCAGGAGAAUUACACGAAACGCUCUGAAGACCUGAAGAAAAGACAAGAGGGAGUCAUAAAUACAAUGAAGGCCCGCAAACUUGAGCAAGAGCAGAUCUUGAAGCAAAGCAUGGACAGCCUCAGCCAGCUAAGCGAGCAGCUGAAUGAGAAAUAUGGCCAGAUUGAAGAACUGGAAAAACGAGUACAAAGGAUGGAAGAGGAAAAAAAAAGGCUGGAUGAAAAGAAACAGCUUUUAAAAAAGAAGCUGCAGCAGAUGAUGUCAAAAGCGGAGAACGCUCGAAGCUGUGUAAAAGUUCAAUCAGAGAUGUGUGUUCUUCAGGAGCAAAUUACUCACCUGGAUUAUGUGAUCCAUUCUCAGCACCAACAAUUGCACAAUCUGAUUCGCCAGAUCGAGGGGCUGAAUAAUGAAUUGAAAUAUCAGGAUGAAAGAAUAGAAAACUUAAAAGACCAGAUAGCAAUCCUUCAACUAAAGAACAAUGAACUGAAGAACGAAGUGGAAUUCUACAAGACCCAAUCAAAACCAAAAAUCUCCAAAGCUGUUUGCACAAGGAUUGAUGAGAGAUUGCCGUACAUUGUAAUAUCCAAACUACGCAAGUAA